This is a messenger RNA of Limulus polyphemus (Atlantic horseshoe crab), 1743 nucleotides long. Its product is annotated as serine/threonine-protein kinase Nek8-like. NCBI's taxonomy places the organism in Eukaryota, Metazoa, Arthropoda, Merostomata, Xiphosura, Limulidae. The annotation marks the transcript as partial. The transcript is spliced from 13 exons. Gene Ontology annotation, molecular function: ATP binding; protein kinase activity. The record is from RefSeq and is a predicted model, not a curated record. Gene Ontology annotation, biological process: protein phosphorylation.
UUGUGAAAAUGUGGAGGACACAUUUUGUGAUAUUUCUUCAUGAUUUGAUGGAACUUGUAACCUUGUCUCCAAAUCACUACAGAGAUCUCAAAACAUCAAAUAUAUUUUUGACAAAAGAUGGGCUUGUGAAAGUUGGAGAUUUUGGAAUAUCAAAAAUGUUGACAACAAGACAAGGAAAAGCUCACACAUUACUUGGGACACCAUACUAUAUCAGUCCUGAGAUGUGUCAAGGAAAGCCUUACAAUGAGAAGUCUGAUAUCUGGGCUUUGGGCUGCAUCCUUCAUGAGAUGGCUUGUCUCCAGAAAACGUUUGAAGGUUCCACCUUACCAGCUUUAGUGAGCAAAAUAGUGAAGGGUCAGUUUGCUCCUAUUCGUGGAGACUAUUCAAAUUACUUCAAACAAAUUGUUAAGGACUUGUUACAGAAAGAUCCAGAGUAUCGACCUACAGCCAAGGUGGUUUUACAUUACAGAUUACCUGAGUUGAACAAGCAGUUUGAACCAACAAAAGAUGAAGCUGAAGAAGAUACUGAAGUGAUUGUUGAGAAUCAAAGACAAACCAACAUGCACAACCCACUCAGGAACCUUAGAUCUGUACUUUAUAGAGUAAAACUAAAUGAGUUGGACAUAUCUCUUUCCCCUGUUCCAUUACCACCAAGAAGCAGGAUUAAAGAAGUUGCAGUCAGUUCAACUCACAUGAUAGGGUUAACUUAUGAUCUAAUGGCUUAUACCUGGGGUGAAGGAAAGAAAGGACAACUUGGACACGGCUCUCUAGAACCAUGGUUAGCUAAACCAAAGUGUGUAGAAGCACUCAAAGACAAAAAUAUUACUAAGGUCUGCGCUGGUGAAGGUUUUAGUGUGUUUUCCAGCGACAAUGGUAUAGUCAUGACUUGUGGAGACGGUAGUCAAGGAUGUCUUGGGUACGGAGGCUGGAAUAGCUCUAGCAAGCCAAAGUUGGUAGAGAAACUUUUGAGUGUUGAUGUGUUGAGUGUAACUUGUGGUCCUCAUCAUGUAGUGGUGGUAAGUGGAGGAGCAGUAGCUUAUGCUUGGGGUUGUGGAAGUUUAGGACGUUUAGGGACUGGCAAUGAAGAUGAUUGCUCUGUACCAACGAAGGUGCAUCUUCCUGAAAAUACAACUGCCGUAAAAGCAUUCUGUGGUUCAGAUGGAACAAUGUUUGUGACUGACAUGGGAGUAUUGCUGGCCUGUGGCUCAAAUCUAUACAAUAAGUUAGGAUUGACUGAACGACGAAUGUUUCUUGUACAAGUUAAGCAAUUGAUGGUAAAGAAUGAGAUUUAUAAGUGGCUUAUUCCUACCCGAGUGAACUGCCUUCGGAAUAAAGUUGUCUCUGUUUCAAUGGGUCCUACUCACACCGUUGUUUUGCUUGAGCAAGGAAAGAUAAUAACCUUUGGUAAUAACCAGGAUGGCCAGCUGGGACAUGGACAUAUUCAGAACAGCCUAACUCCCAAGAUGGUCAAGUUGAUGGCAGACAAGUACAUUGUGAUGGCACAGUGUGGGAGCACUUUUACUGUAGCUACAACCAUUAACACUGUCUAUUUCUGGGGAGGACGUCAAGUUCUUAGUACCCCUACUCUGGACAAAGACCUUGAGAGACAUUAUGAAGAAGAUCCAAUUAUAGAUAGUUUGAAGACUUUUAACCCUGCAAGUCAUCAUGAGAAGAAGGAUAAAGUACUUAGUAUUGAUGACAACGAAACUAGUGAAACAUCUGUCUCUGAAGUGAUUAAAAUAG